This is a messenger RNA of Setaria italica (foxtail millet), 447 nucleotides long. RefSeq lists its product as uncharacterized. The transcript has 2 exons. Gene Ontology annotation, molecular function: nucleic acid binding. NCBI's taxonomy places the organism in Eukaryota, Viridiplantae, Streptophyta, Magnoliopsida, Poales, Poaceae. The coding region runs from base 1 to 447 and encodes 148 amino acids. The record is from RefSeq and is a predicted model, not a curated record. Gene Ontology annotation, biological process: DNA integration.
AUGGACAAGUUCACCAAGUGGAUCAAGGCGAAGCCCAUCACCAACAUCCGCUUAGAAGAAGCGGUCGAGUUCUUCCUCGACAUCAUCUACCAGUUCGACGUCCCUAACUACAUCAUCACAAACAACGGAACCAACUUCACCUGCAAGAAGUUCCUGAAUUUCUAUGAUGGUUAUGGCAUCAAGGUCGACUGGGCCUCAGUCGGACACUCGCGGACCAACGAUCAAGUCGAGCGGGCCAAUAGCAUGGUCCUCCAAGGACUCAAGCCAUGGUUCACCCCCUUUUCCUUGGUGUACGGUGCUGAGGCAGUAUUGCCAUCCGACCUCGACUACGGCGCUCCAAGGGUAAAGGUGUUCGACCCUGACCGAGCCGCGGAGGCUCAACAGGAUGCGGUUGAACUACUCAAGGAGGCGCGCGAGACGGCGAUCAUUCGCUUUGCCCGUUACUAG